This is a messenger RNA of Sebastes umbrosus (honeycomb rockfish), 1579 nucleotides long. It is a transcript of the gene ubxn11, whose product is annotated as UBX domain protein 11. The coding region runs from base 97 to 1572 and encodes 491 amino acids. The transcript is spliced from 14 exons. The record is from RefSeq and is a predicted model, not a curated record. Gene Ontology annotation, biological process: proteasome-mediated ubiquitin-dependent protein catabolic process. Gene Ontology annotation, molecular function: ubiquitin binding. Lineage: Eukaryota; Metazoa; Chordata; Actinopteri; Perciformes; Sebastidae.
AGACUCCAAACAAACUGAAAGAAACACCCUGUUAAAGAGGCCUAGUCGAGCCAGUUUGGGAUAUUUAGGUCUAGGCGUUCACCUGUCUCAGGUAAAAUGAGCUCACCUUUGUCGAUGCUGAAGAAGACGAGGCGCACUCCACUGCAGGGCCCUGUGAAUGAGCAAUGGGGCAGACCAAAAGUGCCUUUCAAGAGGAAUCUGUUAAAAGAACUUCAGUCUGCAUUGGCUGAUGAUAAUGAUAAUGAUGAUGAUGAUGAUGAUGAUGAUGCAGCCAAUGAUGCCUCCACUUCAAAGUCAAAAGCCCCAUUAAAGAAAGGUGCUCCACCAAGCGACUUCGAGCUAAUGUCUGCCAUGAUGCAGCGGGUGAGCCUGCUAGAGAGAACAGUUCGGGGCCAAGCACAGGAGAUCGAGCGCAAGGAUAAAAGCAUUUCCGUGUUGGAAGAAAAGCUGAGUCUUCUGAAAGAAUCAGAGAGCGCCCAUGAUGUGAGUGGCAGAGACGAUCUUGAAAUAAAGUGCCAACAGCUGCAGAAUCAAGUGUGUGAAAUGGAUAGCUUCCUGAAUGACUAUGGUUUGAUCUGGGUGGGAGACGGUGAGAGCAGUGAGUCGGCUGAAAGUGAGCAGCAAUGUAACUUAGAGAGAGGCCUCGGGCAGCCAGACGCCUCCGGGGUCAGGAGCUUCAGCAUGAACUUUGACCUGGUGCUGCAGAGGAUCAAGGAGCUGAACAUCCUGGCAGGGGAUGGAGAGUGUUUUGUACAAUCGACAGCCACGGGGGCACAUCUGGCAAAAAAGGAUCCUAUUCAACUGAGUCUCUACGGCAACGGCAUCGUCAUGUUUGGCGGUCCUUUCCGCUCUUAUCGGGGGCACAGCACCCAGCAGUGCAUGCAAGAUCUGAUGGACGGGUAUUUUCCAUCUGAGCUUCAAGAAAGAUUUCCAGACGGUGUGCCUUUUGAGGUUCAUGACAGGCGAGAUGAGGAUUUUAUCUCCAAGCCAACGUGGAAUAAGUUUCCUGGCGAAGGACAGGCUGUUCGUGGGGAGAAAGAUAAUUCAUCAAAUGCCGUCAGCUCUCAGUUACCUGGGAAGAAGUUGAGCAUGGAUCAGUUCCUGAACAGGUUACCAAAGGUAGUGGUGAAGGCCGGUCGUGUGAUUGAUAUCAGAGACUCGCUGAAGGCUGCCCUGCAGGGUUCAUCUGACGCCCAGAGCAGCAACUCGGUGAUCCUCAUAGACACGCCGGCACUGCAAGCGAUGAAAUACAGACUGCAGAUGUCCAGCCCUGACCGUCCUUCGUCCGCCCGUGAUGUCAUCACGCUCAAGGUGAAGUCAGAAGACGGAAAUCAUACUUACAUACUGAAGAUGUCCUUCUCAGAAACGAUCGACGACCUGCGGCAGCAUCUGGACAAACUCAGAGGGGCUGCUCUUCCCGGUUAUGACAUCAUCAGCGCGUACCCGCAGUGCUGCUACGAUGAUGACCACCAGACGCUCCUAUCAUGUGGACUCACGACUAAUGCUACACUGCUGCUGCGAAGGAGGCAACACCCUCAUUCACUGACUGAAGCCAAUAAAAUAAAGCUAUAAAAGGUUA